Molecule: messenger RNA, 1176 nt
Organism: Symbiodinium sp. CCMP2456
Lineage: Eukaryota; Dinophyceae; Suessiales; Symbiodiniaceae
Source: the annotation of a GenBank genome assembly
AUGGACACGAGGCUGACAGAGCGUCUGCGAGAGCAGACGUUCUCAUCCGUUGAGCCGACGAGGAGGCGCCAACGGGCAGCCAAAGCUCCCUUGGCAGGCCAAGGAGCUUAUGGCUACAACAGCCCGUAUGGCUACGCGUACAGCGGCUACGCCACGCCUGGAGCAGCCACUCGCUCCGCAGCAUCAUCGCCAUACCAAGGCAGCGCCUACAGCCAGUUUGGAGGCGUUCCGACAGAGCUCUACCCUCAGGAGCCUGCAUCAGAGUCGCUCAAGAUUUACAGUGACCUCUUUGAAGAGGUCAUUGAACGCGAUCGUGUGUUUGGAUCCUUGUUGCGAAAGGUCAAGGCGGCCUAUGACUCUCACUUGACCAGAGAGGUGGGAGCGGUGCCGCCAAUGCCCGGUGUCGCAGAAAGCCUUCCAAAGGCCCUGCCCAGAGGCCUUGCAAGCGAGCCGGUUCUCGCCCCUGAGGUCUCGCAAGUAGAUGCUUCGCAGCCAUGGGAACUGCACCGCGAGAACCAGGCUCUCAAGGACCUGAUCGAAAGGUUGCACAUGGAACUGGAGGUGGCUGUCAAGCGUGAACAGCGCUGGAAGAACAAGGCUUCAAAGCUCAAGGCGCGUGCAAAUGCAUCCCGCCUGUCCAGCAGCACCCAGUUGAUGGCCCCGGCGCAGGAAACACCCUCCUACUGGGCCGGCGCAGGCCAUGGUUUUCCGCAGAUGGACGCUCAGUGGGAUGCGAUGGGCGCGCUGGGAGCGCGCGGGCCUCUCCAUGAGCCCAGGUUCCAUCUGCAUCCUUUACAUCUUACCGGCAAAGAUCCACCAUCCCUCUGCGUCCCAGGUGCUGAACCAAUUGGACCGCCUUUGACGCUGACUCCAGAAAAUGUGGAGGUAGUCCUUCAGGAGGCUCGGUACCAUCACAUGCAAAACUGCUUUGGCUAUGUAGAGGAGAGCACGGGUGCUGGCAUUUCGGGAAAAGUCGACCUUGUGGAAGUGGAGGGCCCCAUGGUGAUCAUUCACCUGUACGGUGCAUUCUGGCACAAGCGCGAGGACGUCCUCCGGCGGGUGAAGAAGUACCUGAUCCAGCGCAUCCCCGAGAUCGCAGAUGUCGAUGUGGAAGACCCGGACGACCUGGUCGAUGAAGGUCGUGACCGCUCCGGCACUUUCUACCAUCGCCACUGA